UUCUAAUCUUCCAUCCUUCAACGCUAUCUGUUCUGAUAACCAGUAAAGCUAAUUUCGAUUUUGCAUAGCUUGCUAAUUGUUCUUGGGAAUAAUAUCGCAAAAAAUGGAAACAAAAAGCACGAUGGAAACUGCUCCCAACUCCAUUCCUAGUUUGACAACAAUUGUGUUUGUACGAGAUUCCUAUGGUCGCUUGAAUUUUCCAUAAUCUGUUGAUGAUCUUUCUACGUCUAUUAAUUGAGGCAAUUGUCAAAUACAUUUGAGCAUGCUCGUUUUAGGAUUUAAGAUUUUGGGCAAUGAGUGGAGAGAGAAAUGAGAGUAAUAACUGAGAAAUUUUUUUUUUGGGAACCGUGCGCUGAGAGAAAGUCCAAAGUCCAAAAUCCCAGGACGAACAUGGUGUUAGUGUAUUACUGUACGAGCUGUUGCAAGCACUGGUUUUUGCGAUCAAGAUUAAGGUUCUUAGAAUGGAAAUGAUUGCUUUCAGUUUAGGCUUCAUUCCUUUGAAGAUACUGCCUUUUUGUUUGAACUUCCGGUUUUCCUUCUACAUAUUUAAUGUGAACAAUAGAGAAGAACAGAGGUAGGGUGAAGCCUUCAUGUGGGCCAUCCUAGCAACGGGGCUCGUCGAGUUUCCGCGACUUCAAGCGGACUUCCGCGGAGGCUGCUUCCCUGCGGAAACCUUCCGCGGACACUUUCCCAAGUUUUUUGUACACGUGUUCUUCUACAAUUGGGUAGUCAACCGUCUUUUCUAGGUCAAGAUUUUGACCAAAGUUUUCCUGCCAUGCGUGCCCCGCUGCCACGUGCCCAUCGCUAAUUGGCGAGUCAAACAGUCUUCUAAGGUCAAAGGUUGAUAACUCUGACCGCACUUACAAAAAGAACAUCAUUGGCUAUGUAAAAUGGAUUCAGAUAGGAUCAGUAAUGUGCCAGAUUCCCUACUGUGUCACAUACUUUCAUUACUUCCCACAAAUAAUGCAGUGGGAACCAGCAUCCUAUCAACAAGAUGGCGGUACCUUUGGACUGGUGCAACUAACCUUGACAUUGAUGAUUCUAUGCUCUUCCAUGACCGCGAUAAAUUUGAGGGUCGAUAUGAGAUGGUCAAUUUAAGCUUUAUGAAUUUCGUGAACAGAGUAUUGCUUGAGGUGGCCUGUUUAGAAAAAUUCCGACUUAGGGUAGAGGAGUGCUGUAGUUUUGAGUUUCCUCAUGUGUUUUUCACAAUUAAAAUGCUGGUGAAUCUAACACUGCAGGGAUGUUUUCUCUUGAGAAUUCCCACUUCUGUUUGUCUUCCUAGUCUUAAGAUUCUUAACCUAGUGGAACUGCAAUGUGAGUAAGAAGACUCAGCACAGAAUCUCUUCUCCAGAUGCCCAGUUCUCGAAGAGUUGCAUAUGUCAGGGUAUGCGCGUCCUUCUGCUAAUUCGAAGACAUGGAAUAUUUCUGUGCCUACUUUGAAACGUCUGACUGUAUUUCGUGUCAGAGGAUCGUCUAACUGUUGUAGAUUUGAUAACCAAGUUUACAAGCUUGUAGUUAAUGCCCCCAAACUGGUACAGUUUGAUCUCUCAGAUUCUGUGACAGUGGAAUUCUCCUUGGUGAAUUUAACGUCGUUGUUGAAGGCAAAAGUUCGUACUUGCUUGUCUCGCUCAAGGUCUCCCCACAAAUCUUGUCCCAACGCAUUUUAGCUUCUUACAGGGAUUGCAAAUGUCAAGUUUCUUGAUAUAAUCAUCGAGGUUGAGGGUCAUGUUCUGCCUACUUUUCAUAAUUUGACCCAUUUGAGGAUUGGUUUGGAUUGCGUCUCUUGCUGGAAUUGGGAUUUGCUCAAGGAUUUUCUUCAGUGCUCACCUAAUCUUGAAGUUCUUAUUCUUGAGGUGUAGAGCCCUGGUUCAGCCGAAUUAUGGAGUCCAGCUCCACAAGUGCCUUGUUGUUUGUCAUGGCAUCUCAAGGAAGUUGAGAUCCCGCAAUUUGAUGGAAAAGAAUACCAGCUUGAAUUGGUAAAAUAUUUGCUGAAAAAUACUACAGUUCUGAAGAAGAUGACGAUUGGUUAUCUCAAUUCAGGUAUCUGCUUCUGCAACCUAUCAAAAAAAUGAGAAAGUCAGGUAGCUGUGUUUGCAUGGCAUUGUCAGCAUUUCCAAGGGGCUCAGAGACUUGUGAACUUAAUCUCCAUCAUUGAAGUUGUAAGACCAUUUUCCUUUUUUGAGGCAUGAAUUUGCAUUGCUGUAAGACAUGGAUAACAGGUUGGAGGGUACUUAAUGGAUAUGAUAUUCUUGUUGGGUUGCAGGUCGAUGCAGAAUUCACGUGCCAAUCGUUUCAACCUUUUGUUGCUUUUCGUACCCACUUCUUUUGUAGCCUCCUGUGUUCAUGCUAAGGGUUCCUCUUUAUCUUUGCUUUUUCUAGGAGUCGUCUGAGCUGCUGGAGUGAGUUGAUGUGUCUGGGACUUGUUGCUCUGUUUGUAGUUGUAAUCUUUGAGAUGCUCUUAGUCUCUCUUUGUUUUUGUUUUUGGGUAAGUCAAUUGAAGUCUAUCUUUGUUGUUGGUGCAUAAGGAAAAAGGACAUGGAUGAGGAAAACACACAUCAAGGUUCCAGAACAACUUCUCGUACUUGUUAAUUUUGUCAAAAAUGCUUGGACGUCUUGAUUUAGGUAAUAGCUGCGUACGGUAGUGGAUCCAUGUGUCUGAAAGUCUUGUUAUAAACCAAUUUGUGCUA
Molecule: messenger RNA, 2687 nt
Organism: Rhododendron vialii
Lineage: Eukaryota; Viridiplantae; Streptophyta; Magnoliopsida; Ericales; Ericaceae
Product: putative F-box/LRR-repeat protein At3g44080
Exons: 5
Coding region: 891-1322 (143 amino acids)
Molecular function (GO): protein binding
Source: RefSeq, a predicted model, not a curated record